AGUGCCGAGAUGGCCGGCCGGGCGGCGUGGCUGGUACUGCUAGCCGGGACAAUAGCGCUUGCAGGCGGCUCCCAGGGUGAUCGCGAGCCGGUGUACCGCGACUGCGUGCUCCGGUGCGAGGAGCGGAACUGUUCAGGAGGCGCACUGAAGCACUUCCGCUCCCGCCAGCCAAUCUACAUGAGCCUAGCAGGCUGGACUUGUGGAGAUGACUGUAAGUAUGAGUGUAUGUGGGUCACCGUUGGCCUCUACCUCCAAGAAGGUCACAGAGUGCCUCAGUUCCAUGGCAAGGUGAGUUGGAGGGUCAGGGAAGGUACAUGGUGGUGGAAUAGUGAAA
Molecule: messenger RNA, 334 nt
Organism: Castor canadensis (American beaver)
Lineage: Eukaryota; Metazoa; Chordata; Mammalia; Rodentia; Castoridae
Source: RefSeq, a predicted model, not a curated record